Molecule: messenger RNA, 1772 nt
Organism: Phycodurus eques (leafy seadragon)
Lineage: Eukaryota; Metazoa; Chordata; Actinopteri; Syngnathiformes; Syngnathidae
Gene: slc67a2
Product: major facilitator superfamily domain containing 9
Exons: 6
Coding region: 487-1731 (414 amino acids)
Biological process (GO): transmembrane transport
Molecular function (GO): transmembrane transporter activity
Source: RefSeq, a predicted model, not a curated record
GGAUGAACAACCACAAAUGGAGCGCUUUGUACCAGAAACCCCGAGGACGGACGAGGAUUAUUCAAUGUAUCUAUGUGGUCGGCUUCAUGGGUGACGACGAGCUUCGGGCGUGCCAACCCUUGCGUUCAUCAAGUUUAAGGUGGCGAAGGUAAGACGAGCCACUGGGGGAAGGUCGUGGUUGCAAAUAAAGUGAAGAGGACGUCAUGACUUGCCAUGAGACUUCAAUCAAGAGUUUGGCAACAGCUGAGGAUCUGCUCUGAUCUCAGCAAUGAAAACCAGACGCAGCUUCCUUGGCUGUUCCAGGAUGCUGGUCCACGUCCAAUUUGUCCACGUUCAGAAACUCCCAUUGGAAAUAAUACAAAUAGAACUCGGUCGACUUCAUGAUGGAUCACAUGCCCUCUUGUGGAGUUAAUUUGUGAGCUGCUCACCGAGUGUCCUGAUGAUGAUUAUUUUUGUUUCCCGAUGUAGGACUUGUUCGGGGUUAGCAUGGUCAUCCCGCUGCUGAGCCAUCACGUCAAAGCGCUCGGAGCAAGUCCUACAGUUGCUGGUAUUGUUGGGUCCACCUAUGGCGUCUUACAACUGUUCUCAAGCACAAUCGUGGGCAGCUGGAGCGACGUGGUGGGCCGUCGGCAGUCUCUGCUGACCUGCUUGCUGCUGAGCGCUUUCGGCUACGGCCUGCUGGGAAUGUCCACCAGCAUCGUUUUGUUUGUGCUGUCGCGCAUCCCUGUGGGGCUGUUCAAGCACUCCCUGUCCAUCUGCAGAGCUCUGCUGGCUGACCUGGUGUCCGAGGCAGAGCGCCCCCUGGUGAUGGGACACUUCAACGCCGCCUCCAGCGUGGGCUUCAUUCUGGGUCCCGUGGUGGGCGGCUACCUGACGGAGCACGAGGGCGGCUUCUACACCUCUGCCUUCGCCUGUGCCGGCAUCUUCCUCAUCAAUGCCGGGCUGGUUUGGAUGCUUCCGUGGGGAGACAUUCUCCUUCACUGUAACAGCACCAAUAACUCCAGAAACUCCGUCAGCAACGGUUCUUCCGCUAAAAGUCACACCCCGGUACGGACCGCCGCGGACCUGCACGUUCCGAGGAAGCGGACGUCCCCGCUGCAACCCGCCUGGAGACAGCUGUCCUCGGUGGGCUCCAGGAUCCGCAUGGUGGCCUCCUCCGACAUGUGGGACCUGUUCCUGGUGCGCCUGCUGAUGGCGGUGGCCAUCAUGCUCUACUACAGCAACUUCUCGCUGGCCAUGGAGGAGCGCUUCUCUCUCAAGCCCAAGACGACGGGCUACCUCAUCAGCUACAGCAGCACUCUGGGGGCGCUGGCCGGCUUCCUGGUGGGACCCGUCACCCGACUGUACGGCAACAACAUGGCAGCCCUGCUGCUGCACUCCACCCUCCUGACAUGCCUACUCAUCUCGCUGUACGCCGCCGCACAGAGCGUGUGGCAGGUGCUGCUCACCUCCACCUUCUUCGCCAUCUCCACCACAGUGGGGCGCACCGGCAUCACCGACCUGGAGCUGCGGAGAGGAGGGACGCGGGCCAGCGGGACCCUGAUCGGAGCCGGACAGUCGGUGACCGCCGUGGGCCGCGUGCUGGCCCCUCUGCUCUCGGGCAUCUGCCAGGAGUUCAGCCCGUGCGGACCUCCCAGUCUGGGGGUCCUGCUGGCUCUGGCGGCGGUGGGCGUGCUGCUCGUUCGCAUCCCCAAAUGGAACAAGACAAAAAUGGCAACUAAAAUCAAGUAAAAGACUGGAGGAUGAACUGGACCAGAACAGUACAAAGCACU